Necator americanus (New World hookworm) is the source of this 894-nucleotide messenger RNA. RefSeq lists its product as uncharacterized. The record is from RefSeq and is a predicted model, not a curated record. Lineage: Eukaryota; Metazoa; Nematoda; Chromadorea; Rhabditida; Ancylostomatidae. The transcript is spliced from 5 exons. The coding region runs from base 1 to 894 and encodes 297 amino acids.
AUGCAAUGGAUAGAACCAAAUGGAAGACAAGAAGCAGAAAAGCGGACCCUGCAACAACGCGGGACAAACGCUAGGAAGAAGAAGAAGAAGACAAGUCUGGUACCAAUUUAUCGACCCCGGAGGGAUGAAAUGACAAAAUGCGAUGAAAAGCUCGGAAGCGGACCGUCUACCCGCUACACUACACCCGCUCUCUUAUUAUUAUCUAUAUUAUUAUUAUUGUUAUUAUUAUUAUUAUUAUUAUUAUUAUUAUUAUUAUUAUUAUUAUUAUCUCUAAAUUUCGUUAUUAUAUUUAUCGCAGAAAGUUUGAACUUUGGAUUGCAAGGGGUGAUUGUCGGAAUUGAUGCGAACGCGAAGAAGAGACUUGAACAACAAUCCGAUGUUCUUGGAAAACGGUUCUAUCUCAAAGAACAAAUAUCGGAUAACAGAGGGACAACCCUUUUGACGCCAGAAGAGCAGAGAAAGAUGGCGACUCUUAAGCUUUACCUUGAUUACGUUCUGACAAAGAACAUCCCUUUGCUAGAUAUUCAAAAGUCAAGACCUGUUUGCGACGUCGCAUCCGAUUACGACCACCGCCCAGUUCUUCUCAUUUUUAUGGUACGGUUCCUGAAUCGGGGAGCUCAACAUCAACCGAAGCUCGACUUGGCAGAUCUGAAAGACGAUGAAUGGAGAAAGAAGUUCAGCCAACUAAGCACCGAGGAAGGAGUUUGCUUUGCAUCUGCGGAGACAAAAUCCGCGUACAAUUCUGUAGGUGCAUUCCGACGAGUGCAUGUGUAUGAAUGUGUGUACGAGUUUAUGUGCAUAUGGGCUGGUGAUUUCAGCCAGGAAAAGCGUCUGAGAAGGAAGUUGCGUCGCCAUCUGCAAAAGACCGCUAAAACGAAUGGACGUCAAGAGUGA